AUGUCUGUUAUACUUCUGAUGUUUUUUAGCUGCGCAAUCGUGGUAACAAUUUGUGGAAAGUGCCCCCAGCUUUGUGUUUGCGACAUAGAUUCCCAAGACAAGAAAAGGGUGACGUGCAAUCGUGGAGGUCUGACUCAAAUUCCAACUUUACAUAUGGACAUGGACAUUCAAGUGUUAGUUAUUACUGCACCAUCCGAUUAUUCCAACCAUCUCACUAUCGGAAGAAUUUUUUUAAACUUUCAUGAGCUGGAAGAAGUCCGAAUUACUUAUUCCAGACUUCCAGCCAUCGGAGAUAGUUCCUUUUGGCCAGGAAAAAACUUAAAAGUUCUUGAUUUAAGUCAUAACAAUAUUACGUUCAUAAGAGAUAAAGACUUCUUCGGUUUACGAAAUCUCAAAGUGUUGGACUUGAGUUACAAUUACAUUUCUGCUUCACCAUCAGCUCCUUUUCGCCUUUUGCCGAGUUUAACAACACUAUCGUUGGCCAGAAACAAACUGAGAACUCUUGUUCCACGGUUUUUUUACAUGCUUCUAAAGCUGGAAAAACUAGAUUUGAGUGCGAAUCCUCUUAAAGAUAUUGAUCCAGAAAAUUUAAAAGAUGUUCGGCCUCUCAAACGCUUUCAUUUAGCAAAAUGUCAAUUGGCCAGACUACAUUCCCUCAUAUACCAACAAUUGCCCAACUUAGAAGAACUAGAUUUGAGGGACAACUCUUUCAGCUACUUUUCUCCGGAAGAAUUUAGACAUUUGAAGAGGCUGAAGUAUUUACAUCUUGAUGGCAAUAAUCUGACUAUCAUAGUCGAAAAAACGUUCGAUGGUCAUAACUUACGCCAUUUGGGACUUUCUCGCAACAAAAUCUUUCAGUUUUCAAAAUGCGCUUUUUGCAAUUUAUCAGUACAGCAACUAGAUCUCUCAUACAAUCAACUAACAAGUGUUCCUUUUGAUGUAUUCUCACCAGUUGCACAUUCGUUAGAGAGCCUCGAUUUCAGUUUUAACCACAUCAAUUCGGAUGAUUUAGAGCUUGCUCUAAGUCCAGUUUAUAAGUUAAAGAAAUUAGCGUUGUCGGGAAUGAAACUUAGUCAACUUUCAGAAGAUGCCUUUUUCAACAACGGAGAGCUAAAAACAUUGGACUUAUCUUACAAUGCUUUCUCCAAUUUUACUAGCCUAACUCUUCAACCAUUGAAGGAAAUAGAAGAGAUUGAUUUUUCUCAUAAUGAAUUUGAAACAUUGGAUUCUAACUUUUUGGAUCAAGUGCAAAAUAUGACAACUCUGAGCGUUUUGCAUCUCCAUUCCAAUCCCUGGUCUUGUCAUCAAUGUUCCGUCCUGCCAUUAGUAAAAUGGGUUCGACAAUCGACUUUGUACCAAAGCACAUGUGACAUGAACUACGAAAGCAGUACUUGCAUGAAAUGCAAAACACCAUUAUCUCUGGAAGGUCGAGCCUUACAUACUUUACGCCGCAUUGACCUUGAACCAUGUGCUAGUCUACUGCCUCAGUCUCGUGUACUAGUUGCAUCAUCUAAUAUUGCAAUUAUUGUGUCUAUGGUGAUAUUUUUCGGACUUAUUCUCGGCACAGUUAUCUUCACGAUUUGUUACCGACAACAUGGAGCAGUUUAUUAUACUCACGAGGGAGAAACGAUGCCCACUCUCGGCGUUCCCGCCGAGUACGCGAGUACCAAUGGUGGCACAUUUGUUGAAGACAAGCGGCGGGCAUACUUUGUAACCUUGGACCGAAUUGAUGAGCUUGCUGAAGAAAAAAUUGUAGCUAUUAAUUGCACUUGA
Messenger RNA from Uloborus diversus, 1773 nucleotides. RefSeq names its product protein artichoke-like. The record is from RefSeq and is a predicted model, not a curated record. The transcript has a single exon. Lineage: Eukaryota; Metazoa; Arthropoda; Arachnida; Araneae; Uloboridae. Gene Ontology annotation, molecular function: protein binding. Bases 1 to 1773 code for a protein of 590 amino acids.